CGUCACCGGCCUCUCUGGCAAUAGGCUGCGAGCUGAGCUCCCCGAAGCGGCAGCAGCGGCGGCGGCAGCGCGGCUUGGUCUCUGGCCCCUUCACUCCGCGCCUUCUGCAGCCGCCACUGCAGCCGCGCGGCGGGGCUCCCUCCCUACAGCCAGCUGGCAGCCCCAGCCUGGUGCCUUGGCAAAGGAAAAGGGCGCGCGGACACGCGUUCGAGGCGGGUCCUGAGAGGAUCUCCGGGGCUCCGCUUGCUCCCCUACGGGCUUGCUUGCCCGCAGUUGCUCCCUCAGUUCUUCGCUCGCGCGCGCAUCCACUCCCACACCAGGGAGUUGUUUUGGGUGGCGUGGGCUCCGUCCUCUUCCUGGCCGGUGGGAACGGUGUGCCCAAGAGAGGAAGUCUGGUGGGCCCAGCCCCUCCCAGCCCAGCGCCGAUGAGUGCCAGGGCGCCCAAGGAGCUGAGGCUGGCGUUGCCGCCGUGUCUCCUCAACCGGACCUUUGCUUCUUCCAACGCCAGUGGCAGCGGCAACGUGAGUGCCCGUGGCCCGGGCGCAGGCGGCGGCACCUGCAUUACGCAGGUGGGACAGCAGCUCUUCCAGUCCUUCUCCUCCACGCUGGUGCUGAUUGUCCUGGUCACCCUCAUCUUCUGCCUCAUCGUGCUGUCCCUCUCCACCUUCCACAUCCACAAGCGUAGGAUGAAGAAGAGGAAGAUGCAGAGGGCUCAGGAAGAAUACGAGCGGGAUCACUGCAGUGGCAACCGCAGCGGCAGGGGGCUGCCCCCGGCGGGCGGCCAGGCCCCAAACCAAGUAAAAGAAACCCGGCUGGAGAGGCAGCCCCGGGACUCGGCCUUCUGCGCCCCCUCCAAUGCCCCCUCCUCUUCUUCCUCCCCUGGCCUCGAGUGCCAGGGUCCCUAUGCUCCCCCACCUCCACCACCUGCCCCCAGUCCUCAAGGAGCACACGCAGCCUCCUCCUGUUUGGACACAGCUGGCGAGGGCCUUUUGCAAACGGUGGUAUUGUCCUGAUUGUCUAGCCCCUGUCUUCUCCCCUUCCUUGUUUCCAGCAUCUUUGCCGUCCUCGCUUUCCCCCUCCGUCCUCAGUCUUUCACUUCCCUCUUGCCUCUUUCCUCUUCCUUCUUUCCUUAUCUGCCCCCCACCCCUUACUGUUUCUCCUCCGCCGAGGCACUGUGCGGUAUUUGUAAAUAUUGGGUGAGGAAAGUCUCGGAAGAAGAAAUAACGCUGAUAAUAAUACUUUAUUAUUAAUAUUUAUAGUAAUUAUUAUAAUACUAAUAACAAUCCAAGCGCAUGACAAAUCACAUAAUUUCUCAUUGUCAAUGAAGGAUGCGUCUUCCCUCUCCACCCUGCGCCCCCCACAAUAAGGAGGAGAAACCGCACAAGCUACCAAAUAUAUAACAGGCAUUGACCCCGGAGCGAAGGGAGUGGAGGGGGCCCGGUGUGUUGUACAUAGCUGUCAGGUUAAGGUUCAGUUACCGUCCUUCCCCUCCACCCCCACUAAGCUUUCACUUUUCCUUCAGCUUCCCUCCCUUCCCCAUUCCCAUCUUCAGCCAGGCUCAGGCAAAAGUAUAUUAUAAAGAAAACGUCUGCAUUAAGCACCAGGACUACAAGAGAGGUCACAGAGACAGUCCCAGAAAAACGUUUAUGACAGGUACCGCUCUCCAGUCAGCCCUCUUCUCACCCCUGUGAACCACACCCUUUUCCAGGAACAGGCAUUUUAAUUUACUUUUAGAUAUGUCCCUCGCUGGCCGAGCAUAAGUACAUUAAAAAUCUUUGAGUUUAAAUAAAAAAUAAAAAAAGAAUCUACCGCUUUAGCUUCCUGUCCCGCCCCCACCUGUACACCUUUGACUUGUGGCAUUUUCAGGAUUCACAAAGGAUCCGGGAGCUGUCCAGCCAGGUGUGGUGCUGAAAUUGCCUACUGAACUGGUUACUUUUUUUGGUUGUGCAGGCCAAGGAGGGGCUGUUUUGGAAAGUGACUAUUCUAGUUUUUUGUUGGUUUCUUCUUUUUCUACAAUCGGGUUUGUGUGUACUAUCGGUUUUCUUAUUAUUAAAUAUUGCAUAAAUUACCUUUUUUUGUAAAGAAAAAAAUAUAUAUAUUAGGUGAUGUCCAGUACUGAAAGUGCAGUAUCUAACAAACCAGAAUGUUUCUGUUUAACUUUUAGAACAAGUACACCUUUGUUAUAUACUUAUUAUAUUGGUACCACAUACAGAAGCAAACUAUAGUUCUGUUCUACGUCCUCCAAACUGUAUAUUGUUGUUCUUAAUUUCCAGCUGUUGGUAUAAUGGUUACCACUGGAUGAGGAAUUCAGUGGUGCAGGCCUGGCUUCUGCUGUUUCCAGAAGUGUUAUUUUGUAUCUUACUCUGUAGUAGACUGUUAUAAAAAGAUAACAUAUAUGUUUUCUUUUUUCUUUUGCAAAUAACAGAAACUACCACAACAGAAAAAAAAAAUGGAUGUGCAGGAAUGCCAUCUAUUAAAAUAUGGUUAAUAUUUAAACAAUGCCUGUAGUCCUCCCUGCAUGCAGUUACCACCUGGAGGCAGUGGUGUGUAUGCUUGCUUGUACUGUAUGUGUUUGGAGGUGAGACUGGUGGGGAUGUUGGGCAAUUUGGAUGACAGGACAUGCAAAUUUUAAGAGAAGUUAAACCCAGUAACUACUUGUAGGAUAAAAAUGUUUGCAGCUUGUUUAGUUAAAAACCUGUGCUUGUAUCUGAUAUGUGAUAAAGGAAGGGUUAUCUUUCACUUUCUGAUUCUGGUUUACCUAACUUCAAUGAAUACAUGAAGAAAGGCUGAGAAAAAGAAAAUUGAGAGAAGAAGAUAAAUUUGCUUCUGUUCUUUCUCCUAAUGCCAGACAAGGACAUCUAUGCUAGAAAUGGAAUCCACCAAUGGUUAUUUACUACUUUGUUUUCCCUGGAUUGAUGAUAGAAGGAACCAGAAGCAUAUUACAAUCUUAAUUAUAUGCAGUGGCAUCUUUUCUUGGAAACCAAUUUUCCAACAGUUAUUCAAAUGUUUGGAAAAUGUAUGAACUAGAAUGUUAUACAAAAAGUUCAACCAAAACUGCCCAUACUAACCUGCAGAGUGUAAAGCAACAGCGCCCUUAAGUGCAUCCCUCUCCCAAGUAACUAGUAGUUCUAGAGUCUUUGUCUUGGUUCCAGGCAUAUGUGCUUUUUUCCAUAGAAAAUAUUACCUCUGAGGUUUUAGGUCAACUAUUAAUAUUAAAUUGCCCAAGCUCAGUUUGCAUCUUUAAUAAAAAUAAUUUAAUAAGCUUAAUUUUAAUUGCCCAUUAGAUAUUCACUCAAGUCCUUUCCUGAAGCACAGAGGAUCAUCAUUUAAGCAUGCCAUGUUGUAAUAUUAGGAAGACCAGGUAUAAUCUUUGGGUACAAUAUGUUCAACAAUGAACCAGAUUCUCUCCAGUGCCUUAGUCACUUCCUAGUAAUAGAUAAAAGAAUGCAUUAACUCCCUCAGGCCACUAGGGAAUCCUUUAGUGCAUCAGAGCUAUACAUUGUACAUCAGAAUGACUAAGGCACUGUGAAGAAGAAAGUCCAUUAAGUUUUGUAGCUCACCCUCAUCUGGCUGUAGCUCUUUAAUACCUUAUUACAGGAUGACUUUUGGACUUGAAAUUUGAUAGAAUCAGGGACUCAGAAAGGAGCUUUCUCAUUUCUGAUGAGCUCCACUAAGUGCAUGAAUAUUACUUUCUCCCCUUUAUUUGGUGCACUUUUUACAGUGAAAAAUUUCCCAUUUUAUUAAAGCAAUAAGAUGUUCUGUUGUGAGCAAUGCUGGAUGAUGAUUCCAUUUCCUUGGUGCUGAAGCUACUCAUACAUUCUUGCCUUAUGAAUCAUAGUGCAUUCAAGGCAUGCAAUAAUAAUCCCUUUCCAACAAGCAGCCUGUACACUCUAGGGGGUAAUUAUGAAAUUGUCCUAUGUAAUUUCCGUCCAAAGGAAAGAAGAAACAGGAGAAAUAAAAAAGAUUAUGCAUAUUGUGUUAAAAAUAUCUUGAUACCUCCAAACAUGGGCACACAUCCAUAAUAUGCUCUUAUUAUACACCUUUAAAUAUGUGUGCCUUUCUCCAUUAAUUGACUAUGGCUUAAUAUUUUUAAUAGUGGUUUGUGUAAAGAUGAUGUGGUUUGUGAGUCAGAUGUCACUCAGAGUUUAAUAUACUCAGACCCCUAAGCUUCUGAGUCUUGAGACUUUUUGAGAUAGAGAAUUAUGUGAAAUUCUAGUAAUGCCAGUCCCCCACCAAAUUAUUGCAAUAAGCACAUAUCUAAGCAAUUUGCACAGAUCUUGUUUAAAGCAUUGCAUCUUACAGAGCUCAACUGAUAGUCUCAGGAGUUUGGGAUGCUACCAACAGGGCAUUUUGGAUUUCAUUUAUGUGAAACAAAAGGCAAUCUGGAAAUAGCUAAAUUUAUUUUUAAAAUUUUAUUCACUGAUGUCCCGUCAAACUAAUUGCUUCAAAUCCCUAUAGCUACAGCUCAACUUCUGCACUUGCUAUUCAGUAUUAAUAAGGUGGCAUGCUUGAUUCUUAUUGUUUUUAAAAAUGAGAACAUUGGAGAAAGAAUACCAUUAUGUUAACUGUAUUGGACUCUGAAUCUUAAAGAUGUAGAUGGAUAUAAUCUUCUUUAGAAUUUAUAUACACCCAUAGAUAUGUAUUUAUAUAUACAUACAUUUUGUACAAAUUUACAAUGGACUUUUUGUAUUCUCUUUUCUGUCAUUACAAGAAUGAGAUGGAAACCAAAUUGUUGUUCCAUCCUCUUAUCCAAAGAGGAUACUGAGAAGUCAGGUAUAUGCAUGUACUUAUUUCUCUGGGGUCAAAUCUGAAUGACUUUCUCUUUAUUUAAUGAAAGGGGAGAGUCCUGGUUGGCUCAGGAAGUUGGUAAUUAGAUAAGCUUCCUUUCCUAGUUAGUGACUCAAAUGUAGCAAUGAUAAUGAACUUAUGACCAUAUCUAUGUGGUCUUACUAUCUAGAUGGAAAGCAAAAAUAUCUAGAAGAGGUUUAGGACCACCUAGACCACAAACCUGGAUUGUUGCUCGAUUUUUUGUUUUCAACCUAUAUGUUGUGUGGAGAUACAACUUAUAUCUGCAUAGCUAAAGGUAAAGUGAAAAUAUGACCAUUAUAUAUUUAGUUUGCUAAGUAGUUUUUGGAAAAUAUGGGUAAAUUAGCUUUAAAAAACUUUGGCAUCUGACUUUUCCACCAUUUCUAUCUGUAUCAAUUGAAUCAAUUAGAUAAUGUUUAAAAUUCCAUUUUCCCCCCAUUAUGCAGACAUAUAUGCUUUAAAUGCUUUUCUGUGGGUGACAGUUGAACAAUUGCUAACUGAUAUUAUGUGGAAGUUAUAGGUUAAAUUAGAACAAGAAAUUUUAAUCUAAUCUGGUCAAGCUCCUCAGGUCCACUCCUGUGUGAAUAUGGACUUCAAACCUGAAUCUGAAAAGCUGCUUUUCUGGGCCAUCUUUUGCUGAAACUAAUGAUGGUGGUCUGUAGAUAUUUUAGUUCACAUGAGAACGACUUGACCUAUCUAUAGAGGGGUAUUUAAUAAUUGGAUUGAACAUAAAUCUGAUUCUGAUUUGGUUUUUGAUUUAUUUGAUAACAUUUGAGAAACAGCUUGAUGGCUUGACACCAAUAUUUAUUAAUGUCACCAACCUAAUAAUACAAUUGGUGUUGGGUAGGAAUGCUGAGCUAAGAAUUAGAAUUUAAUUAACUUUAAUUGGGGCAAUAUCUUAUCAAGGUGGUCCUAUCUGUUUGAGACAGGGACACUUGUGAUUUCACUGAGUUGUUUUUAUAGAGAGAUUAACAACAGUAACGAUGACAACAAGAACAACAACAGAAAAAGCUGAUUUUUGAACGUGACUAUAUCUGACAGAAUAAAACAGAUAUCAGAAUUCAUGGAAACUUUGUUUUGCUUUUCUAUCAAUAAAAGAGUUUUCUUGUUAAA
This is a messenger RNA of Hipposideros armiger (great roundleaf bat), 5919 nucleotides long. RefSeq names its product chromosome unknown C11orf87 homolog (gene CUNH11orf87). Lineage: Eukaryota; Metazoa; Chordata; Mammalia; Chiroptera; Hipposideridae. Bases 426 to 1013 code for a protein of 195 amino acids. The record is from RefSeq and is a predicted model, not a curated record. The transcript is spliced from 2 exons.